AUGGAUUCUCAAUUGCAGAGUGGCAGCUCUGCUGCUCUUUCCUUGCUUACCUUCCGCAACUUGUUUCUUGCUCUCGUAGCAUAUGUUUUUGCUCGUGUUUUGUAUCAGAUCGUUUACUACAGGUGGUUUCACCCUCUGUCCAAGUUCCCAGGCCCAUUCUGGGCAAGCGUCACAAGACUAUGGAUCGCGUUAGUAUCGGCAUUCUUCCAAGGAUCCUGUCCCAUCAUCCGAGUCACUCCUACUCUGCUGCUGGUCAGCGAUGCUACGAAGUUACCCGAGAUCUACCAUCGUUACGCAGACAAGUCGAAACACUACAUCACCGGAAGUUUUGGAAAUUACGAAAGUCUGUUCAACAUGCAAGACUCGAAGACGCAUGCUCGCUUCAGAAAAGUAGCUGCUGGAUCUUACAGGUACUUUUCCAACAUCAAGAAGAUGGAACCAUUGAUCGAUCUCCGUAUCAAUGACUGGAUCAACGAACUUCGCACUCGCUUCGCAAACACUGGUGAAAAGUUGGAUUUCGCUCCUUGGGCUGUAUACAUGGCAUACGAUGUCAUCUCCGAAGUUGGCUUUGGUGCUCCCUUUGGCUUUAUAAAGUCUGGUUCGGAUGUAGCUGGCUUGAUCAAAGGUCUCCAUGAGGGUCUUGUUCCUUUUGGACUUAUGGCUCGUCUCUAUCCUUUUACUGGUUGGAUCAAGCGUACGGCUUUUGGCGACAAGUAUCUUGUUGCUAGACCAGAGCAGGAGUCUGGUAUUGGUACGCUUAUGCGUUUUCGUGAUAAGUUGAUUGAGCAGAGGAGAAAGGAUAUUGAGGCUGGCGACACAAAUGGCAGGAUUGAUCUGCUGCAGACAACCCAGNNCUUCAUCGACGCUCGCGACGAAAAAGGCGAACCCCUCGACCCGGAAUACAUCAGAGCCGAAAUCCUACUCGUGCUGCUCGCAGGCGCAGACACCACCGGCACAGCCUUCCAAGCCCUGAUGCGCGACAUCCUGACCCACCCCUCCGUCUACUCCACUCUAAUGGCCGAACUGGACGCCGCAACAGCAGCAGGCCACCUCUCCUCCAUGCCGCAAUACCACGAAGUCGUCGAACACUGUCCCUUCUACAUCGCCUGCAUCAAAGAAUCCAUGCGCCUGACUCCCUCAGCACCUAAUAUCUUCCCUCGUGUGGUUAGCAAAGGUGGCAUGACGCUUUUCGAUCAACAUAUCCCGGAAAACAUGGAGGUGUCUUGUAACCCAUAUAUCGUCCACCGCGACCCUGCCAUUUACGGAUCCGACGCUGAUGUUUUCCGUCCCUCCCGCUGGCUCGAAGACGACGAAAAGACGCGCUUGUUCAACAAAUACAGUCUUGGGUUCGGGUAUGGUGCGAGAGGAUGUCUCGGAAAGGAAAUCGCGAACAUGGAAUUAUACAAAGCUCCAUUGCAGUUUUUGAGGACGUUUAGAUUGGAGGUGGAGGAUAAACAACAGCCUGGCAAGUAUGUGUACAAGGGUGGAUUGAGCUAUUUUACGGAUAUGUGGAUGAAGAUUGAGGAGAGGGAUGUUGUUGAGAAGUAA
Aureobasidium musti is the source of this 1548-nucleotide messenger RNA. Lineage: Eukaryota; Fungi; Ascomycota; Dothideomycetes; Dothideales; Saccotheciaceae. The record is from the annotation of a GenBank genome assembly.